Messenger RNA from Candidula unifasciata, 1929 nucleotides. Lineage: Eukaryota; Metazoa; Mollusca; Gastropoda; Stylommatophora; Geomitridae. The record is from the annotation of a GenBank genome assembly.
GUAACAGGAGACAACGUUCAUUCCUUGUGUCUCUUGGAUUUCUCCAAUAAUGGACAGAACGAGCUGGUUGUUGGCUCGGAGGACUUUGACAUUAGAGUGUUUCAGGAGGAUGAGAUCAUCGCAGAGAUGACCGAGACAGAUGUAAGACUCGUUAUAUUGUCAGUUCCCUGUGCUCAUUGUCUGGUGCACAGUUUGGCUAUGGUCUGGCUAAUGGGAACCCUGGGCGUCUAUAACAGAUCUUCCCGAAACUGGAGAAUCAAAUCAAAGAAUCGUGCAGUUGCUAUCCAUGGAUACGAUCUGGAUAAUGAUGGUGUUCCCGAGCUCAUCACUGGAUGGAGUAAUGGAAAGGUGGAUGCAAGGAAUGACAGAUCUGGCGAGGUCAUCUUCAAGGCAAACUUCAAUCAUGGGAUUGCUGGAAUCGUUGAGGCUGACUACUCAGUGGACUCUCACACAUCUGGAAAUCACUUACUGUGUGUGUCAGUCGAAGGUGAAGUUAGAGGCUACAGCCCUGCUACAGGAGGUCCUGGAUCAGAUCUACUGGAUUCCAACAUUGAACAAGAUACAAUCAGAGAGCUGAGUCAAAGGAAGCAAAACUUAGUGCUGGAGCUGAAAAAUUAUGCUGAGAAUUCUAAACUGGCAAUGCUUGGAGCAUCUUUUGCUAUAGAUGGCAGUAAAUCUGGCCAGAGUAUUGCAUCAUCAGGGAGUGUACCAUUUCAAGGUCUCAGGGGGUUGCAGCCUGAUGGAUCGGCAAGUGGGUUUGAUACAUCUGGGGGCAGCGGCGGAGAUGGACCCAGUUUGGGAGGUCCAGGGGGUCAGAUGGGUUUGAUGAACCGCUCUGGGCUUGCUGGCCACUCGCUGGGUGGAUUGUCGCAGAGUGGAGGUGUGCAGAACUAUACACUGGGCCUGGGCAAGACAGACUUGAAUAAAAGCAGUAUGGGUGUCAUACCAGCCAACACACAGCUGCAGACUACGCUGUCUGUCAAUCCUGGCAACCAGACUGUUCAACCUCAUGUUGAACUCUUCAUCAGUACUACCAAUGAUACUAUCAUCAGAGCGGUGAUCAUAUUUGCAGAAGGCAUCUUUGAUGGAGAAAGUCAUGUUGUGCACCCAAAUGGACAGACCUUAGGUUCUUCAUUGAAAGUUCCUAUAAUUCCCCCAAAGGAUAUCCCAGUGGAUUUACAUAUCAAAUCAUUGAUUGGGCAGAGAUCAAGCUCACAGUUCCAUGUUUUUGAGUUAACUCGCCAGCUGCCACGAUUUUCACUGUACACCCAGAUCAGCAAUGACCUUCCAGACCCAAAGGGCUGCGUGCAUUUUAAUCCUAAUGAGAGGCCACAGAGGAUGGUAAUGUGGGUCAACCAGAACUUCCUUCUCCAGGAUGACAUAGUUAGUGACGGAGAUCUCAAAGUCACAUUCAUGUCUUUAAGAACCCAAAAAACCUUGAGACUACGCAUGUCCCUCGCUGGGGAUAUCAUCCAGUCGCUGGCACAGUUCCUGAACAUUGAUGAUCUCCUGACUGUUGCUGAUUUCCCAGACGAGCUAGAAAAUCUGCGGCAGAUUUUAGUCAAGGUCGAUGACCUGCAUCGUGUCAGGACCAAGUUGACCGCCGAGAUGGCUGAUCAUUCCAACCUUAUCCGUGGCAUGGUAGUUCGAGCUGAAGAUGCCAGAAUCAUGGGAGAUAUGAAAAGCAUGCGGAAGGGUUAUAUAGAACUAUAUGACCUUAACCGGGACCUGAUAGCUGGGUACAACAUCCGCUGCAACAACCAUCAGGAGUUGGUGGCGUGCUUGAAGCAGGUCAACCAGAUAAUACAGAAGGCUGGUCGUGUCAGAGUUGGGAAAUUUAAAACACAGGUUAUCAACUCCUGUAGAACAGCGAUCAAAACCAACAAUACAUCCUCUCUGUUUAAAAUCAUCCAGACAGGACUAGCUUGA